GAGGAGGAGGAGGAAGAGGACUGAGAGAUGUCUGCAGGAAAGGACCAGAGAGGGUCUGUGGAGGAGGUUUCGCAAAGGUCUGGAGGCAGGAGGAGGUCCCGGGUUUCACAGAGGAGGCAGGACUUUCUGGCUCUGUGGUGCGCUCCGACACCAGAGGUCCGCUUUAAUACCAGAGGAGGAGGAGGAGAGGAGGAGGAGGAGGAGGAGAGGCAGGUCGACUCUUUACACUGCUGCGAGAGAGAGAGAGAGAGAGAGAGCGAGAGAGAGAGAGCGCAGUCCACUCCUCCGUCCCGGACAGUCGCAUCGAGCAUCCAUGUGCCAAACGGACUUGUGGAUUCGGAGCGCAGACUGAGAGGAGUCUAGUCCUGGAGCGGGUUCACUCACUGAUCAGAUCCGCUCUCUUCUCCAGCUCGUAUAAAUCAGCACGUGCGAGUUUAUCUGAGCUCAGAUCAGCUCGGACUCUUCGGUCUGGACUUGCCGGGCUGCUUCCCCCUUGGGAUUCUCACAUCUGCGGGAUUUGGGACUGUUUCUUUCCUCAUGCAUGUUUUCCAUUAGUUUACGGACUCCUGUUGUCCGCGCACGACAUGCGCACCCCCGCUCUGUGCUGCCUGCCGGCGCGUCUUUGUCAUUUUAAUGUCGCUGAAAGCGUCUGCUUCAGUGUCACUUUGCAUUUCAGCGCAAACUGACAAACUGUCCCGGCUGGAAUAAAGAAGAGAGUCUGCGGGAGAGACGUGGGACGUGGAUCUGUUUCACUUCAUCUCUGGAUUGAUUUUUUUAUUUUUAUUUUUUCUUUAUUUAUUCCGCAAAAAAACUUUUUGAAUCGUUUUUUUUCCUGGAGCAAACUCGAGGAUGUUGCUCCGCUGCUGGAACCCUCCCUCCUGGUCCACCUGUAGGUUUUUCUUCUGCUUUCUGCUGCUGCUCCAAACGCCCCGGUCCUCCUCUCCGCUGAUCACAGGUACCGAGGCCAGCUGCGAUAACGAGGGAGAGGUCCUCCACAUCCCCAACAUCACCGACAACCCCUGCAUCACCUGCGUCUGUCUGGAAGGGAAGGCCGACUGUAAACAGGAGAAAUGUCCGCUUGUCUCUGAAGACUGUGCUCUGGUGGUGAAACAGACCGGAGCCUGCUGUGAGAGGUGUAAAGGUUGCAUGUUGGAUGGACGAUCCUACAACAGCUCAGUGUCCUGGACAACCUCCACCAAACCCUGCAUAACUAGAAGAUGUCAGGAAGGUGUGAUCACUGAGGCGGAGGUGCAGUGUGUCGUCCACUGCAAGAACCCCAAGAUCCACCCCAAGAAGUGCUGCCCCACCUGCCCAGGUUGCAUCUUUGAGGGUCGUCUGUAUAAAGAGAAGGAGGAGUUCAGUCCAGAGGGUAAACCCUGCAUCAAGUGCACCUGCACUGGGGGGCGGACUCUCUGCAUGAAGGAGGUGUGUCCUGUCCUUUCCUGCCCCGCCCACCUGACCCACACCCCGCCCGGGCAGUGCUGUCCCAGAUGUCUCGGUCAGAGGAAGGUGUUUGAUCUGUCUUUAGGAAGCUGUCUGUUCCACAGUGAGGUCUAUGAGAACGGCACUUGCUUCCUUCACGACAACUGCACCACCUGCACCUGCAAGGAUUCAACAGUGGUGUGCAAGAAGCGGUGCUCACGGCCGGGGAGUUGCCAGGGCAACCAGUGUUGUGAUGAGUGUUUGUCCUACGUGAAGGUGGAGGAGGUGAAGUACUGCAGAGUCCGGAACAAGAUCUACAGGGAAGGAGACAUGUGGUCGUCAGUGAACUGCACUCUGUGCGCCUGUGUCAAAGGAAACAUCGAGUGUCGGCCCAAACACUGUGUACCAAUCACCAGCUGCCCCUCGAAUAAGAUCCUGAACAGAACCGGCUGCUGUCCGGUUUGCACUGAAAAGCCAGGUGUGUGCACAGUGUUUGGGGACCCUCACUACAACACCUUCGAUGGCAGAACCUUUAACUUUCAGGGAACGUGUCAGUACGUUCUGACUCGCGACUGUGGCGGCGUCCCCACCGGAAGUCCAGGAAAUAACAUCAACAGCCCAGACUCCAGCUUCACGGUGUUGGUGAAGAACGACGCCCGGCGGACCCGCUCCUUCUCCUGGACUCAGUCGGUGGAGGUGAGGCUGGGGGGUUUGAUCCUCAGCCUGCACCAGCACCUGACGGUCCGGAGGAACGGCACCCGCAUCGCCCUGCCCUACCACGGCCCCGGCGUGCACAUCGACCUGGACGGAUAUCUGCUCAAACUCACCACCAUCGCAGGUCUGGAGAUCACGUGGGACGGUGACAGUUUCGUGGAGGUCGUGGCGGCCCCCCACCUGCGCGGACGCCUCUGCGGCCUCUGCGGCAACUACAACGGCCACAAGCGCGACGACACCAUGGGAGGCGACGGCCAGUUCAAGUUCGACGUGGACGAGUUCGCCGAGUCGUGGCGGGUGGAGGGAAACGAGGUGUGCUCCCAGCAGCCCCCGCCUCGCCGGCCGACGCCCUUCCUGUGUCCGGGCAGCGUCAAGGUCAAGUUCCGCGCUCACCGGGAGUGUCAGAAGAUCAAGUCGUGGGAGUUUCAGAAGUGCCACCGCGUGGUCGACUUCGCCCCUUUCUACAGGUCGUGUGUGACAGACAUGUGUGAGUGUCCGGUCCAUAAAAACUGCUACUGCGAGUCCUUCAUCGCCUACAGCCGAGCCUGCGAGAGAGAGGGAGUACCCGUCGUCUGGAGGCCCGACACUGCCUGUAUGGCCACCCAGUGUAAACACGGCGCCGUGUACGACACCUGCGGCCCGGGCUGCACCAAAACCUGCGACAACUGGAACGAGAUCGGACCGUGCCACAAGCCCUGCGUGGCCGGCUGCCACUGUCCCGCCAACCUGGUGCUGUUCCAGGGACGCUGCAUCAAACCCAUAUCCUGCCCCGGGCGGUGACCCUUGUGACUCGGGUGGGAGGGGAGAGGUGGGAGGGUCGUUUAGUUUCACAAAUUAAAAAAAGGGCCAAACUUGCCGAGAAGAAGAGUUUGGGAGGACACUAAAGGGUCUGAGGUCGACGGAUCAGAUGCCACGAGGCACUCAGGGUCCAUAUCUUAGCGAGGAAGCGUUGCUGCAGCGACGCCUCGGCGAAGGAAUGGACCGAAGGGAAACUUUGUGGGAUGGGAGGCUGAUCCUCGCUGCUGCAUUCAGCUUCUGAACUUUCUUGUGCCUCUUGCAAUAUCAUGUACUGUUACAAUACCAGUCGCCGCCACAGGGGGGCGCCAAUUUCAGAUUCGUAGAGGAAGAACUCGGCUCCUGAGAGGGAACUCAGGGGCCCUGUUUGGAGGUUUUACACUCUCCGGUAUCUGAGGAAAAGUUCGACACGCUGCCGCGGACCCUCAGGAAACAAACGGGGCCAGUGGACUCCCGUCAGAGCCAACAUGGCGCCCGAGUUUCUCUCACAGACACUCCACAGUGGGAAACCGAGCAUCUGCAUGAGAGAUAGCAGAGAAACUGAUGCAUCAUAUCAAACUGUCCUUGUGAUCCCCUAUUCCAUCAUUUCAUACUGUAAGCUAACCAGAUUUAUAUGAAAGACAGACAGCUUUUAUAUUAUUAUUGUUCUAAUUAUUAUUAUUAUUAUUAUUAUUUGUUGUUGAUGUUGUUAAUUUAUAUAUCUGUCAAAUGAGACGUUGUAGCAAAGAGCCAGAAUCAUGAAUAUAAUUGAGUUAUAAAUGAUCUAAAGGGAAACAAAAGCUAUUUAUGUAUUUGUAGUGUACUUUUGUGUUACUGUUUGAAGAGAAAUGCCCAAAUGUGACUCAGUCGUUGCACCAUCGCAGGGAAAAAAGUACUGUAUUGUGUUGUGCUCCAGUGUACAGGUUGUCGUGGUUAGUAUCAAACUGAAGGUGUUCAUCUAAGCGUAUGUUUCACUUGACAAUAAUUAUUUAAGACCAGCAAUAUAAUCUUUCUUGGAAGUCGA
Seriola aureovittata is the source of this 3934-nucleotide messenger RNA. RefSeq names its product BMP binding endothelial regulator (gene bmper). The record is from RefSeq and is a predicted model, not a curated record. Lineage: Eukaryota; Metazoa; Chordata; Actinopteri; Carangiformes; Carangidae. Bases 850 to 2916 code for a protein of 688 amino acids. Gene Ontology annotation, molecular function: protein binding. The transcript is spliced from 16 exons.